AUUUCAGGUUCGUUUGGGCCUGUGAGAGUGUUUCCUUUCGGAAUGGUAAUCUAAUUAAUUUCUACGUUUCUAAAGUUGCCUGCAUUUGGUGAAAGGCAAUGUUUCCAAAUCUGUUGAAGGGUUGGAACAGGAUUUAUCAUAAGGCUAUUCAGAUGCGCGAAGAUGCCGUUUCGAUAGAUUGCUUGAACUUAUUGAAGGUUACACUUGUUUAGUCUCGCUUCGAGCUUAAUCGUGGUUAAAAUUUCUGUUUGACAUGCAACACUGAGUACAAAAUGGCCAAUUUUGAAGAGGGAGACUUUAGUUUCCCUCGGUUCUUUUCGCAAGAUCGCAGCGAAAUGAAAAAUCAGCCCAGGCGGGCUAAACGAAUGUUGAAAGGUGCCGGGGGAUCAGAUGCCGCGGACGCUGACAUGUCUGCAGAUUAUCCAGAUCCAAACCGUGCCCCUAAAGGCAGCGGCGGAAAAGGGGGCGGCAAAGGCGGUGGCGCCCAGAAAGCCGAAAAUCAAGCCGGCAAGGGUAAAGAAGGCGGCAAAGGGAAGGGGAAAGGCAAAGGCAAGCGUCGACGUGGUAAGGGCAAGAAGGGCAAAGGCGGUGAAGGCGACUACGACUACAUGGGUGAAGACGACAACACGAGUCUUCCGAUGAAAAUCAUUGACCGAAUGCAGGACAUGAACGUGAUCGGAGGUCAGUUCAUUGGGUCGAUCGGCCGAUCGAUUGAAGAAACCUCGCCGAACGCCGUCGUGGAUAAUGUUUCCUUGAUGGACUUGCCUGAUGGUGUUGUUUUAACGGUUUUCCUCGUGAUAUUUUUGACCCUAUUCGGAUUUCUCAACAUGUACGUGCAAAAAAUUGCGAUGUAUUUCUUGCGCAAGUGGAUUUUGCGAAUGGAUCCGUAUGAAGCGUUCGAAUCCAAACCACCGGAUUGCUCAGAUGCCAGUGUGCCUAUUUUUCACAAGGUCCUCUUCUUUCCUGACCAAGACGACCGAUUCGCCGCCACAGUUGGCGAAUCUCCGAAAAAUGUGGACGUCAAGAAAAGUCAAGUUUACAGGAUCCUGCAGAAGUCCUUGCUGAAAGCCAAGUCAAAUAUUUCUGGCUGUCUUUUCGUGUUCACUUGCCGUGAGUUGGCAGAGUUGCUGGUGUGGGCUCGUCAGGAGCUGAAGCUCGGGGUGUCGAUCGUGACUGACGAAGAGAUGGCGAGACUGCCGACUUCUCUCAUUGGAAUGCUUGCUGACGCUGGCGUGUCCAUCAAAGUAAUGCGGUCGAACGUGUUGUUGCAUCAUCACUUCAUUGUCAUCGACGGACGUUUGUUGUUCAACGGGUCUUUCAAUUGGACGAAACAAGCUGUAGGCUUCAACUUCGAAACAAUGAUGAUCACUAACGAUCCGAAGAUAGUUCUUCCGUACAGUUAUCACUUCACGAAAUUGAACUCCAAAUCGAUAAGCUGGAAUUACCAGCCGGAAGAGGAGUUUGUACCGUUUGUGGGCGAACGUCCGAUUUGCGCUGACUAUUUGCCGAACCUUACGUCCGUUAGCUGAAUUUUUUGUUCCUUAUGUUUUGUUCAUCCUCUAGUCCGGAUUAAAUUAUUUACACGCUUUCUA
Notodromas monacha is the source of this 1592-nucleotide messenger RNA. Lineage: Eukaryota; Metazoa; Arthropoda; Ostracoda; Podocopida; Cyprididae. The record is from the annotation of a GenBank genome assembly.